Molecule: messenger RNA, 1629 nt
Organism: Stereum hirsutum FP-91666 SS1
Lineage: Eukaryota; Fungi; Basidiomycota; Agaricomycetes; Russulales; Stereaceae
Product: phosphoglycerate mutase-like protein
Exons: 8
Coding region: 29-1429 (466 amino acids)
Biological process (GO): dephosphorylation
Molecular function (GO): phosphatase activity
Source: RefSeq, a predicted model, not a curated record
CUCUACACUUCAACACACUACUUCAACAAUGGCUCACGAUACUGUUCGCGGCGUCGUCAUCAUCGCCCGUGCUGGCGACCGUGUUGGUUACGAACAGAACCCAAUGAACUACGACAGCUCACCCACGGAGUGUACUCCGCUCGGAGAGGUCCAGUCGUUCGACCUCGGACAAACUCUCAGCGACAUCUACUUCGACCCUUCCUCGCCUGAUGCGAUCAAAGGCAUCCAAAGCGACCUAGCCGACCUCGAACAGAUUCAUGUUCGUGUGAAGAACGGAGGCGAGGGCCGUGUUGUGUUCGACUCCGCGUUGGCGAUGCUGCAGGGACUGUUUCCCCCGACGGAGAAGAACAGUAUCGAGCUCGCCAACGAGCAGCGGAUUACGGCGCCCCUUGGUGGUUACCAAUACGUUCCUGUCGAGACCGUCGAGCCGUCGAAUGAUCGUUCGUUGGAGAGCUGGACCGACUGCCCUGCGUUCGAGGCCCACGUCAAGAAGGUCUACGGCUCAAGUGACUUCAAGGAGAAGGCCAAAGAGGCUCAGAAGUUUCUCUCUGAGGCGAAGGACUUCGUCUUUGGGAGGUCCACCAGCUUCGAGAAUGUUCACAAUAUUCACGACUACAUGAACGACCAGUUGACCCACAAUAGGACGUAUGCCCACCGUUUGCCACCGACGUUUAUCGAGCAAGCUCGUCACUGGGCGAACUACCAUGAGACCGCCGUCUUCGGCGACUCUCGGAUGGGUGGCAUUGGAAACAUCGCCAGUCGCACUCUCAUGCGAUCUAUUAUCAGCACCUUGCAGCGCAUCACCCUUGACGGAGAUCCCCUUCAGUUCCUCGUCGAGGCCACCACGUACCAGCCUUUCAUCUCCCUGUUCCAUCAAAUCGACGCUAUCGAAAAGGACCCAAGUCUCCAGGCCAUCCCCGACUAUGCAUCUGCUAUUGCUAUCGAGCUCAGGCGCGGAGAACUCCCCGACAAGCGUGACUUCCUCCGCUUCAAGUUCAGGAAUGGUACCGUCGACGACGACUUCCGUCUCCUCCAUGCGUUCAACCACAAGGAAGACAUCCCGCUAACCGAGUUCAUCUACCGUAUUGAGAACUCAGUGAUCGGAUCCCACAGUCAGUGGCAGCGUGUGUGCGGUUCCAGGUCGGUGUGGCCUGCGAUCCCUAACCCAUUCUCUGGCAUCGACAACGCGGAGACCCUUCCUUCUGCUGGAGAGCCUCAGCCUCUCAUGUCGGCGAUGUACGGAGCCAUGUUCGCCGCCCUUUUGAUGUUCCUAGCAUUCUCGACGAUGAAGUUUGCUCGUCGCAUGUACAAUGGGCGUAGGAUCCGUCUUGACAGGAUCGAGGCGGAUGAGCCCGUGGGUAUCUCGACUCCCCUUAUCCGUGACAACCAGGCCUUCAACGAGAAGCGCCAUGUCAUGUUCGGAAUGUAAUUUCCUCGCAUGAUGCUGGCAUUUCUCACUGUCGUGGCGAGAACAUUGCAUGAUAUUUAUGAACUUGUCUGCGGUGGUCGAGUAUCUAUGCUGGCACACAAAAUUCACGCAUGAUGGCGGCGAACAAUGGCAUUUGUAUCAUAUUUGUAUCAUCUGCUGUGUACACGAUAGCGUUUCUGCUUUAUCCAUUUUUCUUUUCC